CUUUGACCACGAUCGCUUUCUGUCUUCUUUUGCUAUCAAUUGUCUGUGACAUAACUACCUCUUCGCUUCUCUUAUUGUCUUUCCGGGCGCAAUUCGAACCGGCAUUGGACUGUUGACCGCAAAUCCGCUUCGCAACCGUGUCGACCGUUGGAUUUCCUACAGGACAGACUUUGCUUGGCAAUUGUCCCCUACAUUACCGGCUGGAUCUAUUACUCAAUCGAUUCGUUUUCUUGGCGGGCCGUUACUAUAUCCACGAUGUAUCUGAUAUCGAAAGCUUUGCAAUAUGGCGCUCCGUUCUUCAUUAUCACAUCGCCGGUGACGUCCUACGCAGAUCAGAUUAUUAGUAUCAAUCGGAACAGGAGCUCGGCUGGGUUUUCGCUGGACAUUCCGUUGAUUAUGCUUAUCGCGUCAGUUAUGAAGGUAUUCUAUUGGUUCGGCGCUUACUACGAUGUCUCACUGCUGGUACAGGCUGUGAUUACAAUCGGGGUUCAAAUUGUAUUGCUCAAGGUUGCACUGGAUAACAGGCCGUCUCCUGGGACCAAGAGCGGGAUCGAGCAUACGCCGUUCAGUAACCUCGAUGCAGGUGGAUUGUCCAGGCCGUAUGAGUUCUGGCAAUGGAAGAAUGCUAGGCCGUACUGGAUGUUCCUCGCGUAUUUUGCCGCUAGCCUGACUUUUAUCCACGUCUUGAUGUCCUACUCACAAACCUACAUCGACCUGUUGGGCUAUAUCGGUCUGGCCAUUGAGGCAACACUUCCAUUGCCUCAAAUCAUUGCCAACCACAGCUCUCGUUCGUGCAAAGGAUUCCGUCUCUCUGUCGUCGCGGCAUGGGUUCUUGGUGACACGACGAAGCUCAGCUACUUCUUUUUUGGUGGACAAUUUGUUCCCUGGGCGUUCCGUCUGUGUGCCAUGUUCCAAUGCGUUUGUGACUGCUACCUCGGAUUUCAGUUCUAUUUGUACACUCCACGGGUUGCGGGCAGCCCUAGGGAUCAAGAGAGCUGGGGGGCUGAGGAGAAGGAUAUUCGGAUGAUUUGACGCAUUGAUGAACCUUUUACGUUGUAGUGGUACUUUCUGUACUCUAUAUAGAUAGAUUCUGUUGUAAUACUUACGAGAUAAACUAGGAUAUAGUUAUAGUGAUAGAUUGACUAAUGAAGAUGAAUAAGAAGCC
Messenger RNA from Aspergillus ruber CBS 135680, 1165 nucleotides. Its product is annotated as PQ-loop repeat-containing protein. Lineage: Eukaryota; Fungi; Ascomycota; Eurotiomycetes; Eurotiales; Aspergillaceae. The coding region runs from base 256 to 1032 and encodes 258 amino acids. The record is from RefSeq and is a predicted model, not a curated record. Gene Ontology annotation, biological process: phospholipid translocation; retrograde transport, endosome to Golgi. The transcript has 4 exons. Gene Ontology annotation, cellular component: trans-Golgi network; endosome.